GAGGCAGCAUUGAAAGUAAUCAAUGCUCUAGCCCUGGCCCUUGAUUCAGCCUUGACACGCUCCACCUGUGGCUUCGGCCUGUCAUCCCGGCGGUGGGCUCGUUUUCCUUUUUAGUCGUUACAUCCAAUGGCGACACCUGUCACCCCUGCCAUAACCAUUCUGACGAAUGUCGCUCGCCGCACAACAGCGCGUAUUCCGAGUAAGGAAAGACGCGGCCGGCUUGGAGCCCGCCCGGCUGCAAGAAGUCGGCAAAGCGAGAAGGACGCAUAAGAAAUCAAGAAGCGGCUGUCAAGCUUGCAAACAGAGGAGGAUCAAGUGCGACGAGAUCUUACCACGAUGCUCUUAUUGCCAACGACAACGUGAGGGCCUCGAUUGUGUUUAUCCGCCGGCUUCCAGUGUACUCGCACCCAAGGCCGUGACUAGAGCUCCCUCGACUUUGAUGCAUGAUCUGUCCCUGGAAAUGGUUCAACUGGAUCUUGGAAAGCUACUCGGCGCAAGUCUGCAAGGUCGAACUGCACAUAAUCUAGGCUCGGACGCCGUCCACGCAUUACAGCACUUCCGGAACGUCACUUCGAAAACAUUGGGCGGCAAAGCAAUGCAGAAUGUCAUGUAUGAGUACGUACCACUCUCUGCAUGGCAACAACCAUUUAUCAUGCACAUGAUCAUGGCACUUUCGUCAGCUCAUCUUCGCCGCUUGUCGAACGAAUCUCACCACGGCACGAGCUAUGCCUUGCUCGAAGCUGUACAUUGGCAACACGGCCUAGAAAACUACCGUGCCGCGUUGUCUACUGCCGGAGAGGCCACUCCUCAAGAUUUUGGUGACGCACUCGUUACUGGAACGCUCCUAUCCAUUUUCUAUACCAAUUGCCUAGUUGAGAACAUGUCGCAAGAUGCUUUCAUCAUCGACUACGACGCAGCAGUAGAUGCCAUGACUGCACCUUUUGCGGUGUCAUAUGGUAUCAGAGCGCUUCGGAUGGCUCUAGGUACUUUCACACCCUCCUCGGCUCUCAUCUCCAUAUUCCCACAGAGAUGCAGAAGCAGCCCCGAGAAUACAGACGUGCCGGAUCCAUCUCUAGUACUUGAAAAAAUCUGUCGACUGGAAACUGGAUCCGAAGAUGUCAACAGUCUGGUCAAAAAGGUGUCGGAUCGCCUUGCGCCUAUGAUGCCGUUUUCUGCGAUCGAUGAUCAGCCGGAGAAUAUCCUCAGCUUCGGAGGAAUUGUUUAUCCCGACAUGCGCUUGUUACUUGAAAGAAGGUCGCCAGAGGCGAUGAUGCUUCUUCUUUGUUGGUUCACUUCGCUCGCGAGGAUGAAUCAGUGGUGGGCGAAAGCACGAAUGGAAGCACAGUCCAAGGCAAUUAGAAGAUAUCUCUCUACGUUGAUCCCGCCUACUACAUCCUGGUCGGAAUGUCUGGCCACUGUUUUCGAGUUCAUUGAUUCAAGAAUCGAUUUCGAUGAAUAGAAAGGAUUCAUUUCCAGGGAUUUGGCGAGCUAGAUCCC
Molecule: messenger RNA, 1497 nt
Organism: Aureobasidium pullulans EXF-150
Lineage: Eukaryota; Fungi; Ascomycota; Dothideomycetes; Dothideales; Saccotheciaceae
Exons: 2
Coding region: 167-1459 (430 amino acids)
Biological process (GO): regulation of transcription by RNA polymerase II
Molecular function (GO): zinc ion binding; DNA-binding transcription activator activity, RNA polymerase II-specific
Source: RefSeq, a predicted model, not a curated record